Anopheles maculipalpis is the source of this 2235-nucleotide messenger RNA. RefSeq names its product GTP-binding protein 1 (gene GTPBP1). The transcript has 4 exons. Lineage: Eukaryota; Metazoa; Arthropoda; Insecta; Diptera; Culicidae. Gene Ontology annotation, molecular function: GTP binding; translation elongation factor activity; GTPase activity. The record is from RefSeq and is a predicted model, not a curated record. Bases 44 to 2209 code for a protein of 721 amino acids. Gene Ontology annotation, biological process: translational elongation.
ACGCGCGCGCGAAUCGAUUACGAAAACAAAAAACUGAACAAAAAUGAAACCGAGCAUAACAAAACAAGCGAGCGCGGGAGCGCCAAGCUCGACCGCAAGUAUUAACAAACUUCCGGAUGGGUUUGCAUCAUCCAAUGGUUCCAGCGGUAGCGAGAGGAAGUUUGUCGAUUACUCUAGCAUCCGAGAGAAGACUGUUCUGGUUGGACCGACCGAGGAUCAGUUCGAUUUGUUGAUGCAACGGUUAGAGGAACGUAUAUCGGCCAGCCGUGGUGAGACGGUGUACGAUAUUGGCAUUGGGGAAGAUGGCAGUGAAAAUGGAUUAGAACAGGACGAGUAUGCUGCUUCGCUGGCAACACUCCAAUCCCUGGCAGCGAUGCUGCGCGCGGAAUGUGUCGAGCUACGUACCCGUAAGGCAGAGAAGGGUAUCACUGGCCAGUACCUGAUCCGGCGGCGAGUAGAGGAAGACGAUUUCACCGAAGUACGGGUAGCCGUCGUCGGUAACGUGGAUGCUGGCAAAUCUACCUUGCUGGGUGUGCUGACCCAUGGGGAGCUGGACAAUGGACGUGGUUUUGCGCGGCAGCGUCUAUUUCGUCACAAGCACGAAAUCGAAAGUGGCCGUACUAGCUCCGUAGGAAACGAUAUCCUAGGGUUUGACAGUGUGGGAAAUGUGGUCAAUAAGCCGGACCAUGGCACACUAGAUUGGGUAAAGAUUUGUGAAAAGUCUGCCAAAGUGAUCACGUUCAUUGAUUUGGCCGGUCAUGAGCGUUACCUGAAGACGACGGUAUUCGGCAUGACCGGUCACGCACCGGACUUUGGAAUGUUGAUGAUCGGAGCCAACUCUGGCAUCGUGGGCAUGACGAAGGAACAUCUGGGACUUGCCUUGGCAUUGUCGGUGCCGGUGUUUGUGGUCGUCACCAAGAUUGACAUGUGUCCGCCGAAUAUUUUGCAGGAGAAUUUGAAGCUGCUGUACAAAAUUCUGAAAUCGCAAGGCUGCCGUAAGGUCCCGGUGAUGGUGAAAACGAGCGAUGAUGUCGUGCUGAGCGCGACCAACUUCGUAUCGGAACGGUUAUGUCCCAUCUUUCAAGUAUCGAACGUAACGGGGGAAAACUUGGAUUUGUUGAAAAUGUUCCUCAAUCUGCUGAAUGUACGCACCACCGGGAAUGAUGCUUUACCAACCGAGUUCCAGAUCGAUGAUACGUAUGCCGUUCCUGGUGUAGGAACCGUAGUGUCGGGAAUCACUUUGCAAGGCAUAGUGCGGUUAAACGAUACGCUAUUGCUUGGACCGGAUCCGCUGGGUGACUUUCAGCCGAUCACAAUCAAAAGCAUCCACCGAAAGCGUAUGGUGGUUCGGGAAGUGCGCAGUGGCCAGACAGCUAGUUUUGCGCUGAAGAAAAUCAAGCGUUCCCAAAUUCGCAAAGGAAUGGUAAUGGUAAGCCAGGCACUGAAUCCACAGGCCUGCUGGGAGUUUGACUGUGAGAUACUGGUGUUGCAUCAUCCGACGACAAUUUCCAGCAAGUACGGCCGAUGGUCGGCAAUGGUGCACUGCGGUAGCAUUCGGCAAACGGCACAAAUCCUGCAAAUGUCCAAGGAAUGUUUACGUACCGGCGAUAAGGCUGUGGUACGUUUCCGGUUUAUAAAAAAUCCGGAAUACAUGAAACCGGGCCAACGGAUGGUGUUUCGCGAGGGACGAACGAAAGCGGUCGGUAAUGUGAUACAGCCACUGUACACACCCGGCAGUAUCCAGCAACGGUCAAAGCCGAACAAAAUGCAAUCGAACCGCGGGCUGACCGGAGCAGUAAUGCAGGGUGGUUCAGGAUCUGCGUCCGUGAAUUUUCCACUGUCGAAGGGUUCCAGUGCAACGGUCGAUGGAAUGGCGGCCGAGAUGGACAAUGGAACGGCAAACAGUUCACCGAUAAACGAAUCCACACCCGUGCUGGACAUUGGAACUGAUAAACGUAACCACCACCACCGGCCACCGGGAGGCGGUAAUAAAAAGCGAAUGAAUAACAUGGUUGGGUCGGCAGCUGGCAGUGCUAGUACAUCAUCGUCUUCUACUGCCACCAGUUUACCGCCCUCUAGUGGGAAGUCGUUAUCGUCGGGUGGAUCUGCUGCGACAACACAAUCGGUAGCUUCUAAUUCUUCCGGCCCGUCCAAUUCGGGAAAUGCGGUCGCAGUCGACAUGGGCAAGCUAUCCAUUGCUUCCAACUAGAGUAAGGGUUUAAUUUGUUGUUGAAU